Molecule: messenger RNA, 1978 nt
Organism: Lindgomyces ingoldianus
Lineage: Eukaryota; Fungi; Ascomycota; Dothideomycetes; Pleosporales; Lindgomycetaceae
Product: oxysterol binding protein
Exons: 8
Coding region: 170-1771 (533 amino acids)
Cellular component (GO): membrane; cortical endoplasmic reticulum; intracellular membrane-bounded organelle
Molecular function (GO): sterol binding
Source: RefSeq, a predicted model, not a curated record
UUCCGUCAUCGCUGGCUGUGCAGCACCAGCACCACCUUGCUGUCACGGCUCGUCCUUCGUUUGCUGCCUAUGAGCUGGCUACUAGAGUGGCAUCCCCACUACCUUGCUGAAUAUUCGCAAACUCUUUGUCUACGAUACCCGUAUUUUACGACAUUCCAACAGCCCCACCAUGGUUCUAGGGCACGGGCACAGGCGGCAUUCGUUAACCAGCAAUCGAUCCUCAACCGACGAAACGAGAAGCGAUGAAGUCACCAAGGAGGACGAGACGGUGGUGGACUCAGAGCAGGGCAACAUGCUCAUGCAUAUCAUUUCACAAUUGCGACCUGGUGCCGACCUCAGCCGAGUAACCCUCCCUACCUUCAUAUUGGAACCGCGGUCGAUGCUGGAGAGGAUAACAAAUUUCAUGGCGCAUCCCGAGACUCUUCUGCCCAUGACUACGAUAGACGAUCCCGUGCAGCGGUUCGUGUCGGUGGUGAAGUUCUACUUGAGUGGCUGGCAUAUCAAACCACCGGGUGUCAAGAAACCACUGAAUCCUAUACUCGGAGAAAUCUUUACGUGCUAUUGGGAGUACCCGGAUCAUACACGAGGCUACUACAUUUCCGAACAAACUUCCCAUCACCCACCGAAGUCGAGCUACUUUUUCAUGGCACCCGACCACCACAUCCGGAUAGACGGGACACUGAAACCGAGAAGCAAGUUUCUUGGCAACUCGGCAGCUAGUAUGAUGGAGGGCAUAGCAGUCAUGCGGUUCUUAAAUACAGGGGAGCGAUUUUUCAUCACACAACCGAACAUGUACGCACGAGGCAUCCUAUUUGGCAAGAUGAAGUAUGAGCUCGGUGACCAUAGCUUCGUUCGGUGUCCCGAGUCAGGGCUGGCCGCAGAUCUCGAGUUUAAAACUAAAGGCUACUUUGGCGGGACUUACAACGCUAUUGGUGGAUUCAUCAAAGAAACGAAGACGGACAAGAACUUGUAUGAACUAUCAGGAUUAUGGAACGAGGAAAUGUGGAUAAAGGACUUAGUAACUGGCAAGAAGGAGUUGCUCUUCGAUGCCACUCACGCCAAAGAAACUCCACCCAAGGCUCGGCCAUUACAGGAGCAAGAUGAACGAGAAUCGCAGAAACUUUGGUACAACGUGACACAAGCCAUCAAGCGGAAGGACCAGGAUGUAGCAACGGACGAGAAGUCUCGAAUUGAAGAUAUGCAAAGAGAAGAGGCUGCAAAGAGAAUGGAUGAUGGUGUAGACUGGCAUCCGCGGUUAUUCCGACGAGUUCAUGGAGGCCAUGGAGGCCCUGAAGAAGGCGAAGAAGAUUUGGAUUGGAUCAUUAAUGCAAAGAUUGAUGGCAAAACACCUGGAGACCAAACAAAGCAAAUCCUUCAAAUCACUGCAAUCCUCCCAGGCCAAGACCCUCACCGAAGAUUCUCCAUUCCUUCACGGAAAAGCAGCCUGGAACACGUCCCAACACGCCGAUCUUAUGAGGUGCAACGCGAGCCACAGCCACCACCGCAUCCACAACCAGGGCAGCCGACGAUAGGAGACCUCAUAGAUCUAAGCGACCCAGUGCCACGACCCAAAGAAGAACCACAACCUAAACCACAACCUAAACCAAAACCUGAGAUAAACUCGUUGGAACGAAAGGGACCAGAAGACUUCCUCCCACCAAAAAUAUUGCAUAGCCAAAAUCAACCAGAUAGUGCCAAGCCGAAGGACUUCCUAAAGCGAAUGGACUCGGAGACUCAUGAAGAAGAUGAGUUCCAUGAUGCUUACGCAUAAUGUGUGCUCUAGGCUGGCAGGCUUUGGGUGAAUGAUUACUUGCAUUGUGGUUAUCUGUAGUAUGUGUGAUUGCAGGAGUCUUUCAACCUGCGUCGUGCUGUAGAAAGUUCUUCGGGCUGUUAUUUUGGACUUCGAAUAUACCAUUUUGGGCACGUGACUUUUUUUACUUCGGUGUCUGUCUGUUUUAGGGGCAAAAUUCGUAUGGAA